UUCGAGGGCGGGUGUGUCGGGGAUCAGGUUGCCGGGCAAGGCAUGUCGGGGUUCGGGUUGGGGUUUUUGCUAAAAUCCGUCGAGGUUUUCGGGGUGGGGUUGCUACCUUAAUCAAAAUACAAUAAAUGAAACAUUUAAAACAUUCAUUAAAUAUUCUCUCACUUUCAAUUACCAACCACUUAUUCUAUUGAGAAUCUAAAUGUAUUAGUUUACAAAAAUAGCAAACUACAACCCUUUGUAAAUAUGCAAAGUGCAGCGCAAACUUUAAAAAAGCAUUUAAAAAAUUCUCUCCAUUCCCUUUUUUAUUUGAACUUUUCUAAAAAUAGUAACAAACUACGAGAGCACGCGUGCUUGUUAUUUUUAAUGUCAGUCCACCCCUCACGAUUUUUUAAAAGCAAAAACUCAAUACAAACAUUUUCUCUUUUCUCUCCUUAUUUUAUUCUCCGUUUUCGCUUUUUGACCAUUUUUUCAUUAAAAUUUUUAAAAUUAUUUUUUAUUCCCUUUUUUGUCAUUUAUACAUAAAUUGUGUU
This is a messenger RNA of Meloidogyne enterolobii, 530 nucleotides long. The record is from the annotation of a GenBank genome assembly. NCBI's taxonomy places the organism in Eukaryota, Metazoa, Nematoda, Chromadorea, Rhabditida, Meloidogynidae.